Kluyveromyces lactis is the source of this 771-nucleotide messenger RNA. It is a transcript of the gene NFU1, whose product is annotated as Nfu1p. The record is from RefSeq and is a predicted model, not a curated record. Gene Ontology annotation, molecular function: iron-sulfur cluster binding; iron ion binding. NCBI's taxonomy places the organism in Eukaryota, Fungi, Ascomycota, Saccharomycetes, Saccharomycetales, Saccharomycetaceae. Gene Ontology annotation, cellular component: mitochondrion. Gene Ontology annotation, biological process: iron-sulfur cluster assembly. The coding region runs from base 1 to 771 and encodes 256 amino acids. The transcript has a single exon.
AUGUUAGGAAGGUUUAGUUUUGGUCCCAAGUUUUAUAAGAGCGUACAUCGAACGGUGUUGAAUCCCGUAUGGCAGAGGUCUAUUCAUAUCAAGACACUUACAACGCCUAAUGAGAAUGCAUUGAAAUUUGUUUCCACAGAUGGGGGGCUGCUACAGGAGAAAGGCACACAGAGUGUUGAGAUCAAGAACACUGAUGAGGAGCUUUUGAAACAUGCUCCAUUCCCAUCUAAAGUGUUCCAGCAAUGUCCUGGUGUUGAAGCAAUGAUGAUCGGUGAUGAUUUCGUCACUAUAAAUAAAGAUGAACUGAUUCAUUGGAACCAAGUGACUCCUACGGUGAUAGAUCUAUUGGUACAACAUUUAGCCAGUGGGAAGCCCACGUUUUUACCAGAUUUCUUCGACGUGAAAAAGUCUUCCGAAGUUGGGUACGAUGUGGACAUUCCUAAAUUUGAAUACGAUGAAGAUGAGCAAGAGAUCAGCGAGAUGAUCGAUGAAUUGAUUCAGACAAGGAUCAGACCUGCUAUUAUGGACGACGGUGGUGAUAUCCAGUACCGUGGAUGGAAUCCGGAGACAGGGACAGUUUAUUUGAAGUUACAAGGUGCAUGUAAGUCAUGUUCGUCCAGUGAGGAUACCUUGAAGCAUGGUAUUGAAGCUAUGUUAAAGCAUUACAUCGAAGAAGUAGAGGACGUGGUUCAGAUCUUGGAUCCUGAGGAGAAGAUUGCACUUGCGGAGUUCGAAAAACUUGAGAAGAAGCUGGAGAGCAGUAAGAGAUGA